AUGUCGUUCAACUCAUCUGAUACUCCUUCAUCGUUGUACUCGUUGGUUGAUGAACAUGCAGGAGGUUUACUUGCUCCAUGGAUCAAAUAUUCACGUUCUUCUGGAGACUACAGUAUUCUAGAAGAAUACCUUGAAACAGCCGUGAAAUCCUACUUGUACAACGGUGGCAAAGGAAAACUCGUCUCGAUUUCUGAGCUGGUAAAGAGAAGAAAUAAGCAGAGAAAUGCACAACUUGGUGCGUUACGGCGGAAAAAAGGAAGAGGUAAAAGUGGUCCAAACAUUCUCGACGACAUUAAUCAGGAUGGAUUGGGCGCUGGCGAUUUUCUUAAAGCGCUCAAAAUCCUGGAUGGUGCCAGUGCAUUUGGAAUGAAAGCGGUCAAGUAUAGGGAACUUGUGUGGGAUAUCAAACAAAGAGGAAAAAUGGGCGAAAACCUUUUACACAUCUGUCUACUACAUAACACUGCGGAUAUGAAUGAACUGGCGAAACAAAUAGUGAUUCGAUUCCCAAAAAUCGUAAACGAUAUUUUUAUAUCGGAAGAUUAUUACGGUCUUUCACCUCUCCACCAAGCAAUUGUAAACGAAGAUGUUGGGAUGGUUUAUUUUCUUUGCAAAAAAGGAGCUGAUGUUCAUCAACGGCAAAUGUACUGGGGUGAGCUACCGCUUUCAUUUGCUGCUUGUACAAACAAUCAGGACUGCUUCCGGCUGCUACGGGCGUUUAAAGCCGAUCCGAAUAUGACGGACACUAAUGGGAAUACUGUACUGCAUUUGACUGUUAUCCAUGAUCUACCAGAAAUGUUCAGCCUGGCGUACAGGAGUGGGGCUUCUCUUGGCGCAAGAAAUAAUCUGAAACUGACCCCGUUGGCACUCGCGGCUCGCCUCGCUAACAAAAGAAUGUUCUCAUUAAUACUGGAAUGUGAAAUGGAUAUUGUAUGGAGAUAUGGGAAUAUUGUUUGCAAAGCGUAUCCGCUUUUGGAAAUUGACACCAUUCGUGAAGAAGAUGGAGCGUUGAAUCCAAACUCGGUGCUUGCGAAUGUCGUUUAUGGGGAUAAAAGCAGUCAUCUGGACUUCUUUGAUGGUCUACUGGAGGAGCUACUCGAAAGAAAAUGGGAAGCAUUCGCAAAACGCAGACUUUUCCAAUCAUUAUUCGGCUAUUUAUGGUUUCUUUUUGUUUUCUACAUAGCAUUCAUGACCCGGGACGUCAUUGAAUCGUAUCUACCUGAUGAAGAGGAUAGUUCAGCGAAUAUCUCAUCAUUCGACGAUGUUGUCGUCACCGUUCAAAAUCUGGCACAUCUCGAGAGUGGGAAUCAUGAACCAUUGCAACGACAAUGUCAUCUCUGGAAAUAUACCGAGAAUAAAAAACAGAUGAGCGCAUUUCCUGAAAAAGUGCUUCACAAAGCCUCUCAGUUGACUUUGUUGCUGAUCGUUCCGAUUCGUACAGCUUGUUUCGUUCAUCCGGUCAUGCUCCUGCUCGACAACGUGAUGACAAUUGCAGUUGUUCUUAUGACAACAAUGCAUUUCCUCUUUUAUUGCAGGGGGAUGAAAUUUGUCGGUCCAUUCGUGUUGAUGGUUUACAAAAUUGUUGUCGGUGAUAUGUUGCGAUUUCUGCUGAUUUAUUCCGUGUUUAUACUCGGAUUCGCACAAGCUUUUUAUGUGAUUUUCCAUUCAUGCGAGAUGGCAGAGACAGAUUAUAGGAAGCGGAAUGGGUUAGAUGAGGAUGACAAUUAUAAAGGAAGAUUCGAAAAUAUUAUGAAUUCACCUCGUGAAGCGUUGAUGCGGAUGAUUAUAAUGAGUGUCGGUGAAUUCGGUGCUGUUUAUAAAAAUCUUAACGAUUGUAAGAGCCGUGUAGCCCUCCAGGGGAAGAUAUUCUUCACUAUCUACGAACUAUUGGUCACAUUAAUGUUGUUGAACUUAUUGAUUGCUAUGAUGACACGGACAUACGAGAAGAUUGCGGAAACUGAAAAGGAAUGGAAGCGACAGUUAUGUGACGAAUAUUUGAAACUUUUCGCUCUUUAA
Molecule: messenger RNA, 2013 nt
Organism: Necator americanus (New World hookworm)
Lineage: Eukaryota; Metazoa; Nematoda; Chromadorea; Rhabditida; Ancylostomatidae
Exons: 18
Coding region: 1-2013 (670 amino acids)
Biological process (GO): calcium ion import across plasma membrane
Cellular component (GO): plasma membrane
Molecular function (GO): protein binding; calcium channel activity
Source: RefSeq, a predicted model, not a curated record